Molecule: messenger RNA, 765 nt
Organism: Asterias rubens (European starfish)
Lineage: Eukaryota; Metazoa; Echinodermata; Asteroidea; Forcipulatida; Asteriidae
Product: calsyntenin-1-like
Exons: 4
Coding region: 163-765 (200 amino acids)
Biological process (GO): homophilic cell-cell adhesion; positive regulation of synapse assembly; positive regulation of synaptic transmission
Cellular component (GO): postsynaptic membrane; cell surface
Molecular function (GO): calcium ion binding; kinesin binding; amyloid-beta binding
Source: RefSeq, a predicted model, not a curated record
UCGCGACCGAACGAUUGCGAAGCUUGUCGACAAGAAGGAUUUAUACCGCACGGCCAUUUUUUGUAGAGGAGAACGAAGGAAUUUACCUGUUCGGAUUUUUAAUUACUUGGUGAAUAAUUCGCGAAAACAACACCGUCAAACAAGUGGAGGGAAAAUACUGAGAUGUUACUAAGGAGAAGGUGGGCAUGUGGGGCCCUUGUGGUUACUCUGCUUGCCGUGAGUGGGGUUAUUUGUCAAGAAGACACAACAAACACAAAGCCAUACUUUGACGAGAAGAUCUACCAUGGCGAGGUCAACAAAACAACCGGUCUGGUUUCGCUCCAUCCGCAUCUGAUUGCACGAGAUGAGGACAGCGGGGCUAAUGGAGAAAUUGUACAGUAUCUGAUCGACCCGGAGGCAGACGUCCCCUUCACUGUGUCAGUGGACAGCACGGGGGAAGCCAUCUUGAAAGCAACAACGCUAGAUGCUUUGGAUUGCCAGAAAAGCCAGUCCGGAUGGCAGUUCAACAUCCAGGCAAUGGAUAAUGGCAUGCCCCAAAGGACCUCACAUAGAACUGAAGUCCACAUCAUUGUAAAUGACAGCAACGACAGCCCACCUCAUUUUGUGAAGAGCAGCUACUCUGCCACCGUCAGCGAGGGUACCAGGGAAGAGAAUAUCCUGACCAUAGAGGCCAAGGAUAACGAUUGCUCAGCAGCCUUCUCUACCAUUUGCCAAUAUGAGAUUACCACUGAUGAUGUCCCGUUCUCCAUUGACUUUGACGAUUAG